Pipistrellus nathusii (Nathusius's pipistrelle) is the source of this 1173-nucleotide messenger RNA. The record is from the annotation of a GenBank genome assembly. NCBI's taxonomy places the organism in Eukaryota, Metazoa, Chordata, Mammalia, Chiroptera, Vespertilionidae.
AUGGGGGACGCCUUCAUCCGCCACAUCGCCCUCCUGGGCUUCGAGAAGCGCUUCGUGCCCAGCCAGCACUACGUGUACAUGUUCCUGGUGAAGUGGCAGGACCUGUCCGAGAAGAUGGUCUACCGGCGGUUCACCGAGAUCUAUGAGUUCCACAAAACCUUAAAGGAAAUGUUUCCUAUUGAGGCGGGGGACAUCAACCCAGAGAACAGGAUCAUCCCCCACCUGCCAGCGCCGAGGUGGUACGACGGGCAGCGGGCAGCCGAGAGCCGCCAGGGCACGCUCACCGAGUACUGCAGUGCACUCAUGGGCCUGCCGGCCAAGAUCUCCCGCUGCCCACUCCUCCUGGACUUCUUCAAGGUGCGCCCCGAUGACCUCAAGCUCCCCACCGACAGCCAGGUGAAGAAGCCGGAGACGUACCUGGUGCCUAAAGAUGGCAAAACUGUCUCUGCCGCCACCGACAUCACCGGCCCCAUCAUCCUGCAGACGUACCGGGCCAUUGCCGACUACGAGAAGAACUCGGGCACCGAGAUGGCUCUGGCCACGGGCGACGUGGUGGAAGUCGUGGAGAAGGGCGAGAGCGGCUGGUGGUUCUGCCAAAUGAAGACCAAGCGAGGCUGGGUCCCAGCCUCCUUCUUGGAGCCCCUGGACAGUCCCGAUGAGUCAGAGGACCCAGAGCCCAACUACGAAGGGGAGCCCUACGUCACCAUCAAGGCCUACACUGCUGCCCUGGAGGAUGAGAUAUCCCUCCAGGAGGGCGAAACCAUCGAGGUCAUUCACAAGCUCCUGGACGGCUGGUGGGUCGUCAGGAAAGAAGACGUCACCGGCUUCUUCCCGGCCAUUUACCUGCAGGAGGCGGGGCAGGACGUAGUGCAGGCCCAGCGCCAGAUCAAGAGCCGCGGGGCGCCGCCCCGCAGGUCGUCCAUCCGCAAUGCACAGAGCAUCCACCAGAGGUCGCGAAAGCGCGUCAGCCAGGACACCUACCGGCGCAACAGCGUCCGCGUCCUGCAGCAGCGCCGGCGCCAGAGCCGGCCCGGGCCGCAGAGCGUGGGGAGCCCGCUGAAGGAGAUUGACCCCCCGAAGCCGCAGCCCGCGGUGCCCCCGCGGCCCAGCGCAGACCUCAUCCUGCACCGCUGCAGCGAGAGCACCAAGCGGAAGCUGGCCACCCCCGUCUGA